GCGUGUGAAUUACUUCCGUAAAUUUAUUUACUUCCGGGAAAGUUAGGAAAGUAAAAUUUAACCUGGAAAAACACUUAUUUCAUGUUUUAUAUGUAUAUUAUUAGGUAAACAACAUAAACUGAAUGAAGCAUAAACGAAACAGAUAAAGAAAUUAAUGGUGUGUACAUUGUGUAGAGGUCAGGAUGAAAGAUGGCUGAUAGAACAAGGGAUAUGCUGAGAGACAAUUGGACAACAUUGCCAUAUUUUCAUGAUCAUUUUAAGUCAGUAGAUGAUGUUUCUCAUUUUAUAAAGAAGAAGUCUAAGGGUAAAUCUGGAUCAUUCUUACUGCGACCUAGCAACAGAAAUAGAGACCUCCUCACUGCCUCUGUUUUAGUACCAGAUAAAAGUGUACGGCAUACCCACAUCCAGAUAGAGUUUGAUGCUUCCCGGGGCUGUUGGAAGUACUUCCUUGUUGUCGAAAAGAAGUUUGACAGCGUUGAUCAGCUAAUUGAUUAUUAUAAGCAAAACCCUGUGAAAAAUUUAGAAAAUGUGAACAAUGUGUAUUUUCUGAAUCCUAUUUAUAGAUCUGAUGUUAAUGCCAAUUUAUAUACGGAACAAAAUGGGUCAAGUAGUGGCAGAUUUCAAUCAAAUCGCACAAAUAGUUUGUCAAGUUUGAGUAUAAGUAGUAGAACAUCUGAGCGAUCAUUUGACAGCUUAAAGGGUAUUCCUCCACCAUUACCUGUUCGACCAUUGAACCGAACUCAGAGUACGGACUCUAGUAGUGGCACCUGGGGUUCAAACAGUUCACAUGUUAAUACUUUACCUAAUAAUGACAUAGGCAAUAGACCACCAUUACCACUUCCUGAAGCACCAGAGAAGAAAGAGGAUGGUGGAGCGUAUGGUUACUCAAGAGCUCGAGACGUUUCUGAAGAUAUUUCAGAAAAACUUAAAGAUGUUUUAAAAUCUAGUGAACGAUGUGAAUGUGGCAUUCCUAGAAAUUUGGCAGAGUUACCUAUGGGCUGGACGGUGCAUUUAAGUAAAGACCCGUUAACUCGGGGAAAACUUUUCUAUCAGAGCGAAGAUGGAGUAACAUCAUGGCAACUCCCCCAGCAAGUUGAGAUGCAGCUUAAUAAGGUUCACAUAUCAAAUUUAAGGCAAAUUGACCAGAAUUGGAAUGUUCGACGUCAGAGUGGAACCUCUCUAAAUAGAGUUUGAAUUUGUGGUUAUGAAAAAUCUGUGAUGUAUACAUGUAAUAUAUCAAUCUUGAGCUGUACCAUAGUAUAAGAUCUAUUAUGAUAACAAUCAAGUUAUUUAUAAUGCCAGGAAGAUGUACGUAUUCAUUGAACAGCUAUUUGAUUCCUAUGUAAGUGCAAAGAAUGAGGUUUCAAAUAACAACAUUUUAUAUGAUAAAUUUAUUCAAGUAAUCAGUAAUCAUUGAGUGAAAAACAAAAGAAAAUGUAUGCCAUGUGUGGCAUUUUUUUUAAAUUCAGGUGAAUAAUUACAUAGAAAACCAUAAAUAAAAAAGACAACAAUGUUUUAUUUUUUAAUCAAAUUAUAGCCAGUAAUGUUUUUUGUAUUGGCCAACUUCUAUCAAAAUAUAGGUUAAAAUUCUUAGGAUAUCAAAUCAGUCACAUGAAGAUUGUUGAAAUACAUGCAGCAUCUGAAUUUUGUUAUGAAGCUUAUAGUUAGUUAUCAUUUCAUGUGAUCAUUUUUUGAACCUGUUCAGUAAAUUUAGAAUAAAUGUCUCUUGUCAGUUAAUUUUAUAUUUACUAUUUAAAUAACAGCAUUAAUGAUCUUUUAAACAGUCAUGUAUGUAUAUGUUAACCUGUAAAAUUUUGGAUAAUGAGGGAGUGCUCAGGUUAUUAAGGCUUCUGACAUGACAAUAAAGAUCGAAAUUGAUCAUAUUGAUAUUUGCCACGUCAUGACAAACCAACAUAAUGGGUUUGCAACCAGCAUGGAUCCAGACCAGCCUGCGCAUCCGCACACUCUGAUCAGGAUCCAUGCUGUUCGCUAUCAGUUUCUCUACUUGUUGUAGGGUUUGUAAGCGAACAGCAUGGAUCCUGAUCAGACUGGUCUGGAUCCAUGCUUGUCGCAAACCCAUUAUGUUUAUUUUGUCAUGAUGUGGCUCAGUUAUGAAUUAUAAACAAAGUAACAGUAGGGUAAAUUGGCGGUUCAAAUAAUCUGUGUAUGUGUAAUACUUGUAUAAAUUCUAAACAUUUAACCUCUUGAUGGAGUGACAAUUUUGAUUAAAAAAUAUUAAAAUUGAUUUAACAAAUUGCUUACAACUUAACUCAAGGUAUAAUUAUAAAGUAAACAUGUUAAAAUAAUUUUGUAAGAGAAGUUUGCUUAGAACUGAACAUGUAUGCUUACUUCCCCCUAGGUGCUUUAUUCAUUAUUACAGCUUGUUUUAGUCGAUAAUAAAUAGCAGCUUUCUUACAUUUUAUCAUAGUGUUAAAACAUUUAACUUUGAUAGCAAUUUAUUUAUUUAAACACCAUAUAAAAGGAUUUCUGCUUUGUAGUAGUCAUGAUUUAUGUAGCUAACAGUCAUUGAAGGAUUUUUAUUUAAAAUAAAAAUGAUGAAACACAUUUAGGCACUUAAUUGCCAUUCUCAAGUCAUGUUGUCUUGAUGUGGUAUAAGGGUUAGUAUGUAGUUCAUUUUUUUGAUUUUAUCAUAUUUCAUGAAAACAUACCGGUUAUUUCUACCUUUAACCUGAUUGAACGGGAUGUAGUUAGACUUUGCCACAAUUUAAUGAAAUUCCAGGUCAGACUGAACUUUCUGUGCAGUUUGACUAGGCACUUGAUACUGUUGCUGGCCCAAUUUUUGUGCUUGAUAUUUAAGUCCCUUUAACAUCUCUUCAAUUUUGAAUGAACUCUCACCAGGCAAAACUAUUUCACACAUAUAGCAGAUUAAGGGUUAAGCAAGCAAAUGGUGGAUGGAGUAACUCUGAUAUAGUAAGAUUGUUUAUAUUGAUGUUGUUUAUAAUCACUUUGUUGUCAUUAAAUGUUGCUGAAACUUGCUCAAAUAUUCUGUAUAUUUGUCAGUAUUUUUUCUGCUUACAUGCACUUUAAGUAGGAAACUGUAUAAAAAAAUACUGUCAAAAGUUAUACUUACAAUUUUAUUGAACAAGAUCUACGUUAAAGUGAUAUUAUGCUCAUUUUUCCAUUGUCAAGGUGAGCAGACUUGACCAUAUACACCAUGUAUUUCAAAAAUUGACUUUUAUUAUGGUGACUGACCAACUGUUGAUAUUGAAAAAUGUGUAGGAUAAAAUAUAAAUAUGUUAAAAAUAUAAAAAGGUUGCCCCACUCCUUUUGUAAAUUGAACAUAACAGGUGAAUAAUGAUAGGGAAAUUUCCAUAGGCCAUGUGAAUUAUUUAUAGUUCAUUCGAAGAAAGUUAUAAAAUUGAAA
This is a messenger RNA of Ruditapes philippinarum (Manila clam), 3385 nucleotides long. RefSeq lists its product as uncharacterized. The record is from RefSeq and is a predicted model, not a curated record. Bases 190 to 1194 code for a protein of 334 amino acids. Gene Ontology annotation, molecular function: protein binding. The transcript has 4 exons. NCBI's taxonomy places the organism in Eukaryota, Metazoa, Mollusca, Bivalvia, Venerida, Veneridae.